This is a messenger RNA of Sesamum indicum (sesame), 2734 nucleotides long. Its product is annotated as YTH domain-containing protein ECT4. Lineage: Eukaryota; Viridiplantae; Streptophyta; Magnoliopsida; Lamiales; Pedaliaceae. The record is from RefSeq and is a predicted model, not a curated record. Gene Ontology annotation, biological process: mRNA destabilization. Gene Ontology annotation, molecular function: mRNA binding. Gene Ontology annotation, cellular component: cytoplasm.
UUCUCGCACCCUCUCUUUCUCUCUCUUCCCCCAAAACCCAAACCCUUGAAGCUUUUUGCGCUUCGCUCGUUCGUUUGUGGCGGCUGAUUAUCCUCUCCCGCUCCCUUUCUCUAUCUCUCUCUUAGGGUUAGGUUCUCUCUCUGCACGUCAAGAGAUCCGUCAGCCUCAUGGCCGCCGUUGCUCCUCCGUCAGAUCAGGCUGCAGAUUUACUGCAGAAAUUAUCCUUGGACUCACAGGCAAAGACUAUUGAAAUUCCAGACGCCACUAAGAAGCCGUCCAUCGAUUCUAGCAACGUUCCUAAUGGAAUUCAGUCAGAUCGAUCUGUCACACCUCUAUUACCUGAUUUUAUGGAUCCAACAAUGUGCUACCUCCCAAAUGGCUACCCUUCUACUGCAUACUAUUACAGUGGCUAUGAUGGGAGUGCUAAUGAAUGGGAGGACUACACAAGAUAUGUGAAUCAAGAUGGAGUUGAGAUGACUCCAGGGGUUUAUGGGGAUAAUGGAUCACUUAUGUAUCACCAUGGCUAUGGUUAUGCACCUUAUGGACCGUAUUCGCCCGCUACUUCUCCUGUUCCAACUGUGGGACAUGAUGGUCAGCUCUAUGGAGCUCAGCACUACCAGUAUCCCACUCCUUAUUUCCAGUCGUUAACACCAACAAGUGGUCCGUAUCCGACACCAGCUGCUCCUGCGAAAGGUGAGAUAGCCACAUCUGCCGCUGCUGACCAAGCCCCUUUGUCGGUAGACUCUACUAAUUCAAAAUCUAAUGGCAUUGCCAAUAGUGGGGGUGCAAAGGGAAACAAUGGUACAGCACCGGCAAGAGCGGCAUAUCAAAAUUCAUCUUUUAAUGUUAAUGGAUCUUAUGGAAGGGGUGCACUGCCUGGAGGAAUUCCUGGUUCUGGUUAUCAGGACCCUAGAUUUGGAUUUGAUGGUUUACAGUCGCCAAUCCCAUGGUUAGAGAACCCAUACUUCUCGGAUGGACAGCCAAGGCCUGUAACUACUUCUUCAAUGACUUCACCGGCUACAAAUGGAAAUGGUGUUCCUUCAUCCAGAAGUCAGAAUUUUCGACCACAUCUUAUGGGUUUGCACCACCCUAGACCAAUGUCUGCUAUGAACACAGCUAAUGGAUACAUAAACAGAAUGUACCCCAACAAAUUAUACGGCCAGUAUGGAAAUGCUUAUAGGUCUGGCCUGGGAUAUGGAUCUAGUGGUUAUGAUACGCGAACGAAUGGACGUGGUUGGAUGGCUGUUGACGGCAAGUACAGGCCUAGGGGAAGAGGGAAUGGCUUCUACAAUUAUGGCAAUGAGAGCAUGGAUGGCCUGAAUGAACUGAACAGGGGACCCAGAGCGAAGGGCUCCAAGAAUCAGAAGGGCUUUGUGCCAGUGGCCCUGGCUGUCAAAGGGCAAAAUAUUCCCUUGAGCGGAGCAACUGAUAAUGAGGAGAAGAAGUCGAGUGUGACCCCUGAUCGAGAACAGUACAACCGAUCAGAUUUUCCAGAAACUUAUGCUGAUGCAAAGUUUUUUAUUAUUAAGUCGUACAGCGAGGAUGAUGUCCAUAAGAGCAUCAAGUAUAAUGUCUGGGCUAGCACUCCGAAUGGUAACAAGAAGCUGGAUGCUGCUUACCAAGAUGCACAACAGAGACCUGGAGGAUGCCCUGUCUUCCUUUUCUUCUCAGUCAAUACCAGUGGCCAAUUUGUUGGUGUUGCCGAGAUGACUGGUCCUGUUGAUUUUAACAAGAAUGUGGAGUACUGGCAGCAGGACAAGUGGAUUGGUUGUUUCCCUGUCAAGUGGCACAUUGUGAAGGAUGUACCCAACAGUUUUUUGAAACAUAUUACGCUUGAAAAUAAUGAAAACAAACCUGUAACUAAUAGUAGGGACACUCAAGAGGUUAAAUUGGAGCAGGGUAUUCAGAUACUCAAUAUUUUUAAAGAUCAUACGAGUAAGCAAUGCAUCUUGGAUGACUUUGAUUUCUAUGAGGAUCGCCAGAAGAGAAUUCAGGAGAAGAAAGCCAAGCAGCAGCAGUUCCAGAAACAGGCUCAAGUAUGGGAAGGUAAACCCACAGAAGAGAAGAACAAGGAAAGCACAAAUGGUGAGCUUAAGCCAGAUAGAUCUUUGGAAACAUCCACUGAUGUAAACAAGGAAGCAACAACAGCUGUGCAGACUACUGAAAACUCAAAAUCAGGAGAUGUUUUUAAAAGUGUGAAACCUGCUGCUGUUCCAGAGAAGAAGCUUGUAGCUAAUGGGGUUGCAAAUGGUUGUUAGCUUUCAGCCAUGCUGAAGGGCAGUUGUUGGGGAAACACUUGAUAUGACGGAAUUAUAUGCUAGUGCAACGGAGGAUUGGGCUGCCUCUUCAGUUGGUACAGGAAACUAGAAACUCCCCAACCGGAAACCACCACCCGGGGAGGAGCGGCAAGGGGGCCGGAAUUUUUCACAUAAUGGGUUAUUGUUUAGUCUCUAACAGGUGUUCUUGUCCUUAGGGUUUGGGUUUUAGGGGGUUGUAUCUUUUUCUUUUUUUUUUUCCCUGUUGAAAUCGUUUAUUGUGGUUUCUUUUCAUGGUCGAGUUUUAAUCUUGUUUUUUUUUUUUUGGUUCUUUUUUGUCCUUAUUUUGUGGGAGUAUGAUCCGAUCUUGUGAAGGAAGCCUCUAGUUGAAAGAGGUGGUAGAAGCAAGGUGGGGAAGGUAGUGCUAUAUAGUUGAUAACGACGACAUCCUCAAUUUACAGUUGUUGCGUGUUUUUAUA